Habropoda laboriosa is the source of this 807-nucleotide messenger RNA. Its product is annotated as nucleic-acid-binding protein from mobile element jockey-like. The transcript has a single exon. The record is from RefSeq and is a predicted model, not a curated record. The coding region runs from base 1 to 807 and encodes 268 amino acids. Gene Ontology annotation, molecular function: zinc ion binding; nucleic acid binding. NCBI's taxonomy places the organism in Eukaryota, Metazoa, Arthropoda, Insecta, Hymenoptera, Apidae.
AUGGUCCUGAAAGGGCUCUCGAAAUUCGCACCCACAGAAAUAAUAGAAGAACUAAAAUUAAAUAAUGUAAACCCAAUAACAUGCACAGAAAUCCAAAAAGACCCACACAAUACACACCCAGUGUACAAAAUAACAUUCGCCUCAGGAACAUCAUUCGAGCACGUCAGGAAGAUAGGUAUACUCUUCAGAGUAAGGAUUUACUGGGAGAAGUAUGACUCCAGAAAACCUUUCAUCCAAUGUUACCGAUGUCAAGCACACGGACAUACUUCAGCAAACUGUAACAAGAACCCAAACUGCGUCAAAUGCGCAAAAAAUCACCUAACCAAAGACUGCCUAAAAACCAGGGACACUUCAGCCACAUGUUUCAACUGCAAAGGGGACCACCCAGCAAAUUAUAAUCAAUGCCUAGCACUACUAGCCUACCUGGCCAAACGUGCACACAUCCAAACAAGUCCUCGCCAACCACCAACUCAGAGCAACACAAUCCACGCACCAAUACCAACACCUUCCUUUCCAACAAAAUCACAAACCCACCCAACCUUACCUCACAGCAGAACAUACGCACAAGCAAUAGUGAGAAACACAACAGGAAAUACUCCCCACAAUCAAUUUGAACCACCAAGCAACAACAGCGACUUCCAAAAUAUACGUGGAAUAUUCCAAUCAAUUUCUCAUAUCAAAUCAAUGUGCGACAUAAAAACACUGAUCACAGCGUUUAAAAUGCUAGCGGACAAAUUAAAAAACUGUACCACCAACACAGAAAGGCUCGUGGCCUUCCUGGAAGUAUCUACGUUCCUCGAUGACUAG